AUGAAAGUCUACACGUCCUGGACCGCGCAGAGCGCCGCCUUUCUGCUGGUCCGGGACCUGCUGCGCUCCUGGGGCUGCUUGGCCUUCCUCUUCGCGGUGCUGCCCUCAGAUCGGUACGGCGCCAAGAUCGGCUCUGUGCUUCUCAUCAUCCUGGGGGUGAAGUGCUUGAUCUGGCACACGGAGACCUUGAUCUCCUACAUGCGCCAGCUGCCAGCCUUUUAUGAGAGCGCGGCGCCCUGCUACAUUGAGGACAAGGAGACGGACUGCAAUCUAGGCGCCUUCACGAUCGGGGCAGUGUCCUCGCUGUACAUCAUCAUGCACCUCUGGCAGCUUCCAUACCUCGCCUGGGGCCUGCGCAUGCCCUCGAGGGCCACCACCGCAAGGAUGUGGAUCGGCCUGGCGGCCUUGCAUUUGACGAAGGGAGCCACCGACUUCGCAGUACUUCUCCCGGCGAUGGCAGUCAAGGUCUCUCAAGGACAGAAUGUGCACGUGGCCGUCAUCUUGUGCACGCUGGCGCAUGGGGUCUAUGGAAUUGGCAUGGGCGUGCUCUUGACCUCGGGCAACUUCCGGCGCUGGACGCACUUCCAGCUGAUCUCCGCCUCGGGGUCCUUCACCGCGGCCGCGGGCAUCGCCGCCUUCCUGGGGAACCGCUCCAAGGAGAAGGUGAUGGAGCUGGCUCAGCAGGCCUGCCGCUACAUCUCCGGAGACCAGUUGACCUGGGAGGACAUGGCAGGCUCGGAGCCCAACUCGAAGCUCCAAGCCUUGUCCACCAGCUGCUCCUUGCAGGACAUCGAUGCCUUCCUGAGCCACAGCUGGCACGACGCGGCGGAAAGCAAGUGGGAGGCACUGCAGGCUUGGCGUCGAGCCUUCAAGGUGCAGCAUCAGCGCGAGCCGCGGCUCUGGAUCGACAAGUAUUGCAUCGACCAGACUGACAUCGAGGCGAGCUUGAUGUGCUUGCCGGUCUUCUUGGCUUGCUGCCACACCCUUCUCAUCAUCGCGGGCAGCACCUACUUUGAGCGCCUCUGGUGCGUAGAAGAGGUCUUCGUGUACCUCCAGAUGCGGCGCUCAGUGAACUCCAUCGAGCUGCUGCCCAUCUCCGACGACAUGGAGGAGCGGGUGAACCGCUUUGACGUGCAGGCGGCCCAGUGCGUGCUGAACUCUGACCGCCAGAAGUUGCUGGCGACCAUCGAGGCGGGCUGUGAGAAUUACCGCGCCUUCAACCAGCAGGUCCAGCACGCUUUUCAAGUGGCGCUGAAGCGGGCGAAGUGGCCUUUGACUGUCUGA
Effrenium voratum is the source of this 1284-nucleotide messenger RNA. NCBI's taxonomy places the organism in Eukaryota, Dinophyceae, Suessiales, Symbiodiniaceae. The record is from the annotation of a GenBank genome assembly.